UAAUAAUCUCAGAUUUCGGACUCCAACCGCUAUUUAAACCGUCGCCAUUCUCUGUUUCCAGUAGAGUACCUGCGAAAAUCUAUCCUUUUCGCCGAUCUGCGUGCGAUCGCUCGAAAAGAAGAAAAGAAAUGAGAAUCCGAACUUGAAAAGUGAAAAGAGGGUUUCGGAGUUGAACUCGAAUCUAGGGUUGAUUCUUGGAUUUGGUGUUCUAGGGUUUCUGUUUCGGGCGGAAUUGAUUUUUCACCAUGCAAUCGCUUCUGUCAUGCUCGGUUGCGUCGAAGGAGCAGCGGAGUAUUGGUGGAGGCGAUCGUACUCAGGUUUACCUUAACGUUUAUGAUCUCACGCCCAUAAACAACUAUCUGUAUUGGUUUGGACUUGGAAUUUUCCACUCCGGAAUUGAAGCACAUGGUAUGGAGUAUGCCUUUGGAGCCCAUGAAUACCCAACAAGUGGAGUGUUCGAGGUGGAACCGAAAAGCUGCCCUGGCUUUAUCUACAGACGUUCUGUGUGGUUGGGCAGCACCGACAUGUCUCGCUCAGACUUCCGGUUGUUCAUGGAACACCUUUCUGGGAAAUAUAAUGGGGAUACAUAUCAUUUGAUUGUGAAGAAUUGCAACCAUUUUACUGAUGAUGUUUGCAUGCGUCUGACUGGGAAACCUAUUCCUGGCUGGGUGAAUCGGCUCGCCAGAUUAGUUUCAGGUUCUUUCUGCAACUGUCUACUACCAGAAAGUAUUCAGGUUACAGCAGUCAGGCAUCUGCCAGAACAUCUGGCUUAUUCUGGUGAUGUGGUUGAAACCUGAGGGAAAGAGCUCAUCAGCAUUAAAGUCUUAAGGUCGAAUCAAAGGGCUGCUGCCUCUUCAAAGAGAAGUUGGCUUUGUUGAAAAAGGGCCCGCCCGGUCUAGGCAAUAGCAUUCAUGGUCACAUCUGAGUGAUGCACUGUUUAAUAAACCAAGCUUCAGAAAAUUGAAUUUGACUAGGAAUAGGACUUUUCAGUUUUUGAGACCGACCAAUUCCAACAUGCUGGCGAAGAAACUAUUCAAUUUUGUAAGAUUCAAUCUUGUUGAUGAUUGAUAUGGUUGAAUCUUUAUAAAACCAGAGCUUUGAGUUGGUACCUUAAGCAUGACCAAACCGAGCUGACUUGACUUAGUCCUGAAUUUGAUCAAUGGGUUUCAUAUUUUCUUAAACAAAGGUUAGAAGCCCGGUUUCAGCCAUCUUUGGGCCCUUCAUUUUAUUUUCUUAUGAUAAGAUCUCUCUGGAUGAUCUGUUUUUGUCAUUUUUCCAAUAUUGAAGUUCUAAUAUUAGUUAUU
Molecule: messenger RNA, 1304 nt
Organism: Magnolia sinica
Lineage: Eukaryota; Viridiplantae; Streptophyta; Magnoliopsida; Magnoliales; Magnoliaceae
Product: deSI-like protein At4g17486
Exons: 5
Coding region: 246-797 (183 amino acids)
Biological process (GO): protein deubiquitination
Molecular function (GO): deubiquitinase activity
Source: RefSeq, a predicted model, not a curated record